Peromyscus californicus insignis is the source of this 6990-nucleotide messenger RNA. RefSeq names its product branched chain amino acid transaminase 1 (gene Bcat1). The record is from RefSeq and is a predicted model, not a curated record. Lineage: Eukaryota; Metazoa; Chordata; Mammalia; Rodentia; Cricetidae. Gene Ontology annotation, cellular component: mitochondrion. Gene Ontology annotation, biological process: L-valine biosynthetic process; L-leucine biosynthetic process. The transcript is spliced from 11 exons. Bases 761 to 1915 code for a protein of 384 amino acids. Gene Ontology annotation, molecular function: branched-chain-amino-acid:2-oxoglutarate transaminase activity.
GGGGAAACUCAUGGUUCUCCACUGGAGACGCAGGAGUCGUCAUUAGAGAUGUUGGGGUCACAAUCGGGGACGGGGAGAACUUGAGGGUCGCUACAGGGACUUGGGCAUCACCAGGGAUAGCGGGGAUGUCACCAGGGAUGCGGGUGUCACAGCCUGGGAAACUGGAAGAUGAGGGAAAGCCGUCCCCACCCGAAAAUCCCACCUCAGCCUCUGCAGGCUUGGACCCCUUCCCUCCUUCCUAGCUGUUUAGCAAAUUAGCGACCAGCUUUUGAAUGCUUGCCGCUUUCCCUAGUUAAUUCCGAACUGCGGUAUCUUUCAUUUAUUUAAUUGCCACCAGUAUCAAGAGGUUUUGUCCUUCAAGUGUGAGGUUUUGGCCGCGCCGAAGCACCGGGGACCCUGCGGGUGGAGAAAAUGGUUCCAGCCAGUCCGCGCUCUCUCACACUCGAGGCAGCCUGCCUAUUGUGCGCCUGUGAUUGACAAGACCACGAGGCUGAGCGCUCUCGGGAAUUUUUUUUUUUCCUCUAUAAAUGGCUUAAACCCUCGGUCUAGACGACUCAUUCGGACAUUCGGGAGACAAUUGCUUUCUUGUUCAUUGCGGGUGAACCCUGGCUCCGGGGCUGACCUGGAAUUUAAGGAGCCCCUCCCUAAACUACUAGAAGAUAAGCCAGACCUGGGGCGGGUUGGGAGACUGGGACAUCACUCCAGCUGGAGCUGACACCGGGUGCUGGACGGUCCAGGCUCGGCUUUUCUGUUUUCUGUGAUGGACUGCAGUAAUGGAUGCGCGGUGCCCUUUGCUGGAGAACGAGGAUCAGAAGUGGCUGAGACUUUUAGGGCCAAAGACCUUGUCAUUACAUCAGCCACUGUCUUGAAGGAAAAGCCAGACCCCGACUCUCUGGUGUUUGGAGCCACGUUCACCGACCACAUGCUGACGGUGGAGUGGUCCUUGGCAUCUGGAUGGGAGAAACCUCACAUUAAGCCUUUUGAAAACUUGUCUAUACAUCCUGCUGCCUCAGUUUUACACUAUGGUGUGGAACUGUUUGAAGGCUUGAAGGCCUUUCGAGGAGUCGAUAACAAGAUCCGAUUGUUUCGGCCUGAACUCAACAUGAAGAGAAUGUGCCGGUCUGCUCUGCGGGCCACUUUGCCGGUGUUUGACCAGGAGGAGCUUCUGGAAUGCAUUCGGCAGCUCAUACAGAUAGACCAAGAGUGGGUCCCCUAUUCCACCUCUGCCAGUCUCUACAUCCGCCCCACAUUUAUCGGGACUGAGCAAUCUCUUGGAGUCAAGAAGCCAUCCAGAGCCUUGCUCUUUGUGAUCCUGAGCCCUGUGGGACCUUAUUUUUCUAGCGGAACCUUUAAUCCAGUGUCACUGUGGGCCAAUCCAAAGUAUGUCAGAGCCUGGCAAGGUGGAACUGGGGACUGUAAGCUCGGCGGCAAUUACGGUGCGUCCCUUUUGGCGCAGUGCGAGGCAUCAGAGAACGGCUGUCAGCAGGUCCUCUGGCUCUAUGGCGAGGAUGGACAGAUCACCGAAGUGGGCACGAUGAAUCUGUUCCUCUACUGGAUAAAUGAAGAUGGAGAGGAAGAGCUGGCGACACCUCCGCUAGAUGGCAUCAUUCUCCCAGGUGUGACGAGGCAGAGCAUCAUGGAGUUGGCACAACAGUGGGGUGAGUUUAAGGUGUGUGAGAGAUACCUCACCAUGGAUGACCUGACCGCUGCCCUGGAGGGGAACAGAGUGAAGGAGAUGUUUGGCUCAGGGACGGCCUGCGUCGUCUGCCCGGUUUCAGACAUUCUCUACAAGGGCCAGAUGCUGCACAUUCCAACAAUGGAGAAUGGUCCCAAGCUUGCAAGCCGCAUCUUGGGAAAGUUGACUGAUAUCCAGUACGGAAGGGUGGAGAGCGACUGGACAACAGUGUUACCCUGAUGGAAACCCCAUUGGGUUGGUGAUGUGCCACAGAAGACGGACCUCUGCCCUCAACCGUGACCACCUGUUAGUAGUUUUGCAUAUUGUAGUUGCAGAGUUCAUGUUUUACCAAGUGGAGGUUUUUCCUUGAGCCACAGAAAAUUGCCAAUGCCAAAUGUCACCUGUAAAUGUGGUAGUAAUUGCUUCCUGUAGCAAUCUCUGGAAAGAUGAUGAUAAAUGCCUACCCUUGUCCUGCACAAGAUCCAAAUUUCUGUUCCUUAGUAGAAGGUAGGGUUCCUCAACCAAUGAGACCUCUGUAUGAAGGAUGACCCGAGGACAUUUCCUAGGUGGCAUCCCUGUGGUUCAUUGGUGUCAGAAACACACAGGACAGGGCUUUUUGCUGUGAGUUUUUGUUGUUGUUGUUGUUAUUGUUGUUGGGAGUUGGACUCCCUAGGUAGCCCUGGCUGGUCUGGCUGAUCUGGUAUUCCCUAAUGUCUGGCCAGGCUGGUCUCAGACUCAUGGCAGUCCUCCUGUCUCAGCCUUCUGAAUGCUGGGAUGACAGGUGUGUACUAUCAUGCCUUGAUUUUUUUUCUUUAACAAAUUUGGUCCCCUGGAUUUCCUUCCUCCAUGCUUUUGUAGGUCCUUAAGUUCAAGCUAAAGGCAGUCUGUCCCUUCUUGGUGUUAUGGUCUGCCCCAGUCUCUGGGUGUCUGUGAGGCUCACACUCACUGUUCCCUGUCCUCUUUAUACAGUAUUAUAACUGGCUGCUCACUGUGCUGCUAUGAGACUAGGGGUCCUAUGCCUUCUAGAUCUUUGUGUCCUCAAAGCCCAGCACAAUAUAGGUAUUCAGCACAUGUUUACUAUAAAAAUGAACAUAGAAGUAUACUUUCUAUCUCUCCAUGCUGAAGCCCUCUUGGGAGCCAUGCCUAAUUCUGGUAACAAGUAGCAGUAGUACCUCAAGCUGUCUUUCUUGUCCAUGGAAGACAUCACGGUCAGUUGGAAGAAUUAUCUUAUAUUUUAAGAUUAUUAUUAUUGGAACUGAAAUGAUUGCCCUGGACAGAAUUCAUGAUAAAAUAACAACCACAUGGAAAUUACAGAUGCUGUACAUUAAAUGUUAAAUGCCAAAUAGAGGGGUAGGUAGGGAGAUACACUCUGGAUUUUGAUCUUAAUCUGCAUUUUGUGCCAUUCUCUUAGGUGAGCAUUAAUGAGCAUCUGGUGGGAUAACAGAAUAAUUCCAGAGAGUGUUUUCCUUGUUUAGGAACUGUGAGUGAAGAAUUCUUUCAUCUUUCAGUUUAUCCAGGAGAAAGUCAUGCCCUGAUAGAAAGCACUCACCCUUGGAAGGUCAGCUCUCAGCCAUGGUACUGUGGCUUCUUGGUCGCAGUGGCUUUCAUCUUACUGAUGAAACUUGGGUCUCUUUAGCAUUCCAGGGGAGGACAUUGUAAAAACUUCAUCCAUUAGAGACAUUCCUUAGAGACAUUUAACAAUACAUAGCACUUUGGUUCUGUUCCAAAAUGUUUAGCUAUUGAGUCUUUUAGACAGAAACAGUAAGAAGCUGGGAGAAGGAGAAUGUGAAAGGAGAUAGUAAAAAUACGUCUUCGUGGGCCUUUCCCUUGGUGACUGAAGUCUUGGGUGAGGGGGUCCAGCUGCUCUCCAACCUUUCCUGCACAUGUUCAUGAGGCAGCAUCCUCAGAGAUGCUUCUGGCUUCCCACGCCCUUUGACCUAAGCUUCAGUAUCUGUCUGGGAGAGCCGCAGGUGUAUUAGCGGUCAAGAAGUGCAGAAUGACCAGGCUGAGUUGUCUGCCCUGAGUCCACUUUAGACUUUACAUUUCUAAAUUAACAGUGGCCUGUGUGAUGGUAGAGAGCAUAUGUUACGACCUCUUACAUAAAAACCUGUUGAGCUUCCCAUCAGUUAAAACCGAAGGCAGGACAUGUGUUUUUAAAAAAAACUUGGAGGUCUGAUACAGAGCUCAGUCUGCCAUUGAAGUAACAGGACAGGAGAUUAACUUUUGAAAUGACUUCUUAAGUAGGCAUAAAAGGAAUGUCUGGAAUACUUUUUUCCUUGUGCACUGUCUAUUCAAUUGCAGGGGCAUAAUGCAGCAGGAGGGUUACAUUGUCAACAGGCAAUUACCCCUUCAACAAGACUCACUAAUCCCAACACUAAUUGAUCAGUUAAGGCACAAGACAGAAUAGCAUUAGGAACAUGUAAGGCUAAUCUGUUGGGUGCAAUCAACAAAUUAAUAUUAUUGCUGAUAUUUGCAUAACUGACUGCAAUUAUUUCCUGUUUAAUUGGGUUGAUCCAAUGAGAUUCAGCAAGUCCCAUGUGAGCAGGUAUAAACAUAACUAAACACAACUGGUAGUUUAAGAGGAUGGUUAGCUUAUCUUGCAUGUCUUGGUUUGUCAGCUUUCCCCAGAGCACAUGUGAAAAUCAGGAGUUUGAAAGGCAGAGAGAAUCGGAGCCUUGGCUAAUGUGGUUUGCUGAUGGAAAUGUGGUUAUUAGAAUCAGUUUAUCAAGGAUUCUACUAAGGGUGCUUAAGAAGAGGCCUCAGGUCCUGAGAAGUGCUUCGAGCUGUCAUAGAGAAGCAGGGGGGACUGCAUAAAUGGGCGAUUUCUGGCCUCCUGUGCUUGCAGAGGCACAAAUAGAAGAGGAAGUGACUGAGAAACUUGGUUAGGGAGCCAUGUUUUUUCCUGCUGAAAGAAACAAGCUGUAGUGGGGUCUAGGGAGAUGGCUCAGUGGUUAAGAGAACUUGCUGCUCUUGGAGGUACCCAGGGUUCAGUUCACAGUACCCACCUGGCUUAAUUCCAGUUCCAGGGGAUUUGAUGCCCUCUUCUGGCCUGUAGGGGUACCUACAUGCACAAGGUGCACAGAUAAUACACUGCGGCCCACAUACAUAUAAAGUAAUCUUAAACAAGCUGUGUGUUAAUGUAGUGUCAGCUCCGUGGAGAGGGGAGAGGCUACCUCAGUCACUCUGGGAUACAAUCCUUAUUGUAGCAGUUGUUGCUUGAUAAUAACACAUCUCAACAAGCUGCCUUCCCUCUGUGGAGCGUUCCUGGGCACGUAGAGACAGGUGUGAGCACAAGGGUAGAAAGACUUCUUGUCACUUCUGCACUUUGGGUUUGCUUUAAGGGAAUUAGCUGAAGCACGAAGCUGCCCCUGGAAGUUCUUUUCUUUGCCUCCCUAGCUCUGUGUUCUACAUAGUUCAGCGUCCUUUCUUCAAAAUCAUAUUUAAUUAACAUCUGUGACCGAGGCCGAUAGCCUCUCGGGAGACAACAGCUGCUCAUUCCCACUAGAUGGUAACUUCUAAGCUAUGUAGAGCAAUAGAUACUCUUGGAUCACAUCAAGGCCAAGGACUUCGCUGUUUCGUGUCCUGACCCAAAUAAGGUAAAGGAACCCUUCCUUGCUGAGUGGGUUUCUUAUGAACAGGCAAAUGCUGCAGUUACAGGCCAUGGGUCCAGGGAGUGACUUCAGGGACAUGUGAUAGCAACUGUCACUUUGUUUUGACGCAGGUAGAAUUUGUUCAGCUUUCUAUGGUCCACAUAUCUAUGCCCCCUAAGAAGCAAAGGGUUUCAGAUUCCUUUGUAUUAUGUGUUACUGGACAGAGGCCAUGAGGAUGCACACUGAUUGCAUGCCCACAAUGUACACCUCACACAGCCAGCAGUAGGAUAGGAAGUUCACACAGAAAGUAAGUAGCAUGUAAACAUUACCUCAUGGCGUGUGGGCUGAUAACCUGAACUAACUUUAGACAUAAAGUGAUGGUAAGCAGACAACAGAAGGACCUCAGAGCACAGCUCUCUAAGAAAACAUGUUUGGUUUCAUUCUUUGUGAGGAAGUCUUGCUGCGUGUGAUCUUUGCUGCUGCUGCUUCAGGAAGUUAGAGCUGACUGAGUUCCUGUCCUUGUGUCUGGAUUUCCCCAGGCUCGCCAUUUCCCACCCGGAGCACCUGCCAUCUGCAUUCUUUUAUUUUUAUUUAUUUAUUUAUUUAUUUAUUUUUGGUUUUUCGAGACAGGGUUUCUCUGUGUAGCUUUGCGUCUUUCCUGGAUCUCGCUUUGUAGCCCAGGCUGGCCUUGAACUCACAAAGAUCCGCCUGCCUCUGCCUCCCGAGUGCUGGGAUUAAAGGCGUGCGCCGCCACCGCCUGGCCUGUCAUCUGCACUCUUAUCUGUCACCUCAUUCUUCUGAAGCAGUGUUGUUGUCAGGCGCAUCUAACAGACCGUCCGUGUCUGCAUCUUUGCUCAUCUCAAUAAACUCAAAGCAGGAUUAUGUGUGAAAGAAGCAAAGGAAAUGACCCCAGAGAAACAUUCCGACUGUGUUAUCUUCAGUGGGGAAAGCUGUGGAAACGACAGCUCAGAGGGAACAGGUCAGCCACUUGAGGGGUUCUCACAGAAAUGUGAUUUUCAGUUGAAGGUCCCUGUUUUCUUUAGUGCUGGGGGCUGAACACUAGACAAGAACUUUACUACUGAGCUGCGUCUCCCUCUUUACUUUUUAUUGUUUGGUUACAUCAUCUCACUUUUGAUGCCCAAAUUUGCAGACUCUGUAACCUAGGCCGGCCUUAGAUUUUCAGUUUUCCUGCCUCAGUUGAGAGGCACCAGGCUCACUUUCAGUUUGAGGAUUUGAAUACAGAAACAAAAGCCACCGGUUCUGGUGGCACAUGCCAAUAGGAUUUGCUGAAGGAAGUGGAGGCAGGAGAAGAGUCUGAGGCCAGCCUGGGAUACACAUUAAAAACAAACAAACAAACAAAGGCCAUUUAAAAUAUUACAAAGUUAAUUUUAUUCCUUUUUAAAUUAUUGUUGAAAAGCCUGGGUAGAAUCAAGAACCUUGGACCCUUAGGGUGUGUUCCAUUGUGGGAUGACUCAUCCAUAACAGGCUAGAGGGCCAGCUGGCCCAAACCAGUAACAAUGAUACUUUCUGAGAGCCAACCUGGGUCUGCUUAAGGGCCUUAGCAACAGCAGCUGAGACAUGAUCUGGAGAUGACCUGGACCAAUGAGAGGCAGCCAUGUCACACCAGCAGAUGCAUAUUCAUCAGACUUCCUCCCCCAGGGUUGGGUGGAGGGUAUAUAAUGCUUGCCUCUUCCUGAAUAAACUGAGCUUGUUGUUUCAACAUUC